GGUCUAGCGGAUGACAUGCAGAAGAAGGGCCGUGCCGGGCGUCCGCACGGCGACAGAGCCGGGCUCCAAGUCGCGCUCAGCACGGGGGGGGAGCCGGGGACCCGGUGGGAUCCGAGACGGGGCGGGGCACGUCGGGGGCAGCCGGGACUGCGCGGCCCCCCGGCCUGCCCGUCCUGGGGAGGCGGCGGAGGCCCCGCUGAGUCACGAGAGCCCACACCGGCGGCCCCCGGCGUGGGACGCGCCUGCGGCGAGGAGCUGCCGCCGGCAGCCCGUGCCCCCGCCUCGGCCAUGGCGGGUCCGGGGGACCCCGCGGAGCGCUGCUCCUGCCGCAACACCGACUGCCUGGAGCGGCCGCUGCGGCGGCUCUUCGAAGGGCUGGCGAGCGGCGUGGCCGCCUGCCCCUGGCCCUUCGUGCUGGUGCCGCUGCUGCUGUCGGGCGGGCUGGGCGCCGGCUUCCUCUUCCUGCCGCAGCGGCAGGCGAACGACAUCGAGGAGCAGUUCACGCCGACGGGGGGGCCCGCCAAGGCCGAGCGCGACUUGGUGCGGCGGCACUUCCCCACCAACGACUCGCAGCGCUUCUCCGCCCCCCGCCUGCCCACCGAGGGCGCCUACGCCGCCCUCAUCGCCGUGGCGACCAACGGCACCUCGGUGCUGGACCCGACGGCGUGGGAAGAGGUGCUGCGGCUGGACAAGACCGUGCGCGACCCCGACUACGAGCGGCUCUGCGCCCGCAGCGACGGCAGCUGCGCCAGCCCCAACCCGCUGCUGUCGCCGAGGGGCGAUGAGCGACCGCCCGUCUCGGGGAGCCUCCAGUUCCCCGUCAACGGCAGCGUCUUCCUGGGGGCCGCGCUGGGCGGCGUGGACGCGGACGGCGGGCGGCUGCUGUCGGCGCGGGCCCUGAAGCUGGUGUAUUACCUGCGGGAGGACGGCCCCGAGGCGGAGGACAGCCGGCAGUGGCUGCACAGCUUCCUGCGGAACAUCUCGUCGAAGCUGAGGGAGUUGCACCUCAGCUCCAUUCAGGUGACUUACUUUACGUCGCUGUCCAGACAACAGGAGUUUGAAGGAAAUACCAAGAGCGUGAUCCCGCUCUUCUCCAUAACGUAUUUCUUGACAAUAAACUUUGCAAUCUUCUCUUGCUUAAGACUCAGCUGUAUAAGAAAUAAUGUCUGGCUUGCCUGCUGUGGAGUGGUUUCUGCCGGCUUAGCUGUGUUUAGCAGCUUUGGAUUGAUGCUCUUCUGUGGAGCGCCGUUUGUGGUCACUGUAGCAAACGCACCGUUCCUGAUUCUGGGGGUUGGCGUUGAUGACAUGUUCAUCAUGAUCGCUUCCUGGGAACAAAGUUCAAGGAAAAAAGAGAAAUCCAGUGUUAAAUCUCUGCUGGCUGAGACUUACUCAGAGGCAGCACUUUCUGUGACCAUCACCACUCUCACGGAUGUUUUGGCCUUCUUCAUUGGCACCUGGACUGCUUUUCCCUCCGUGAGAGCUUUCUGCCUCUAUACAGGCACUGCUUUUGUCUUCUGCUAUGUAUAUACCCUGACCUUCUUUGGGGCAGUUCUUGUAUUAAAUCAUAAAAGGGAGCAAGGAAACCGACACUGGCUGACUUGUAUGCGUGUGGGAGUAGAUAAAGAUCAGGCUGAGAACUCCUGCUUGUACAACGCUUGCUGUGUCGGCAGCUGUUCCAGGCAGUCCUCUGAGCCAGAAGGGGAACAUCCAAUGAGCAUAUUCUUUAAAGAGUAUUACGGGCCUUUUUUUACAAAUAAAUGGGUCAAGCUACUCGUGGUGUUGCUGUACGGAGCGUAUUUGGGUGGCAGUGUUUAUGGGUGUACUCAGAUCAGGGAAGGCAUCGAUCUUCGAAAUCUGGCUAAUGAUGACUCUUACGUUAUUCCAUACUAUGAUGAUGAUGAGAAAUACUUCUCGACGUAUGGACCCAGGGUCAUGGUUGUCAUUCCUGAGAGGGUAGAUUACUGGAAUGAGGCGGUUCGUCGUGGCAUUGAGAGCUGUGCACAGAAUUUGGAGAACAUUUCCUACGUUGAUAAGAACCUCUCAGAGUCCUGGCUGAGAGUAUACACAGUACUCGCUGAAAGCAGUUCGAUAAAUAUAAACGAUAAGACUCAGUUCUUUAAUAACUUACCUGUACUGUUCAGCAUUCGUUCCAGUUUUGCGUGGGACUUAAACAAGACUCAGGAUGAAAUAGAAGCUUCACGUUUCUUCCUCCAGACAGUGAACGUGACCUCAGCCGUUGAUGAGAAGAAUCUUCUCAAUCAGUUAAGAGAGACAGCCAGGCAGUGCAGUAUUCCACUGAAGGUGUAUCACCCGGCAUUCAUCUACUACGACCAGUACCUGGUAAUAGUGCAGAACACCGUUCAGAACGUUGCCGUUGCUGCCGGGGCAAUGCUCGUUGUCUCCCUUCUGCUCAUUCCCAACCCGUUGUGCUGCCUGUGGGUGACUUUUGCAAUAGCUUCUGUUAUAGUUGGUGUGACGGGUUUCAUGUCGUUCUGGAACGUCAAUCUCGAUUCCAUAUCCAUGAUCAACCUGGUCAUUUGUAUAGGGUUUUCGGUAGAUUUUUCUGCUCAUAUUUCCUAUGCCUUUGUUACGAGUGGAGAGUCAUCAACCAAUAAAAGGGCAAUCGAAGCGCUGUCCCUGCUCGGUUACCCGGUAUUACAAGGUGCAGUUUCUACUAUAUUAGGAGUUGUUGUCCUGGCUGCAGCAAAAACCUACAUCUUUAGGACCUUUUUCAAGAUCAUGUUUCUUGUCAUUUUGUUUGGCGCUCUUCAUGGUCUUGUUUUCAUUCCAGUGUUUUUAACAUUUUUUGGAAAAUUUGGCACAUCACCCCACAAUACCAAAUCUGAAAAUCCAGAGCUUAGCUUAAGAAAUUAUAAAGAUUGCUCAUGACUACAUUAAAUAUGUUCUAUUUUAUAUAUAUUAUAUAUUGAUUGAAAUGCAGUGACUUUCAGGGAAUGUAAGAAAUGAAAAAAAUGAAGGACGGAAAAAUAAAUACAUCAGGGAAGGAAGGCUUCAAAAAAGCCAUGCAAGAAAAACAACAGAAGAAAUGAAAACUUAGAAAGUGCAUUUGCAUUUCUCAUUUUUGUGUGUGCUUGAUUCAACAUCUUAAUGUUGUUAAAUAUUUUUUGUGUUUACUGAAUGUAUUAAAAUGACUCCUAAGCCUGCAGGAGACAAAGUCUGCUUAGGCUCCUAAUGCAGCACAAGAAACCGUUGGUGAAGACAAAUGGACUCGCAUUUUCUGUUCAAAGCCUUAUUGUCUUGGUGAUCUGUUUUCUAGCUAAGAUUAAACAUUUGGUACCUUUAA
Pipra filicauda (Wire-tailed manakin) is the source of this 3304-nucleotide messenger RNA. RefSeq names its product patched domain-containing protein 3-like. The transcript has 5 exons. The record is from RefSeq and is a predicted model, not a curated record. Gene Ontology annotation, cellular component: membrane. NCBI's taxonomy places the organism in Eukaryota, Metazoa, Chordata, Aves, Passeriformes, Pipridae. Bases 16 to 2889 code for a protein of 957 amino acids.